GUGAGUUGAAAUAUUCAUACUAUUAUUGGUUGUUGAAGGUGCGAUACUAGUAUCUGAGGGACUGGCUGCGAAUGGUUAGAGUUUGGUUGGGGAUCCAGGAGGAUUCAGGGGCAAUAGGGCGGGAUGGACCGUCAGCGAAGUCUCGGCAAGCACAUGUCAGAAAAAUGUCACAAGACGUUGCCCACAGGGCUGGUGGUGUGGAUUCUCAUCCGCCCAGGACGGCGGGAAGCCAGGGGUACAGGGCUGAGCUUAUUCAACAAAAUUCUGCAUGUAACCCUUCGGUGGGGGUUCUUCGGUGUUGGUUCUUCGGUGUUGGUUCUUCGAUGUUGCGAUGAAAACGGCCCCCACGUUAGCUGGUAUAUCUCAACACAGGACCUCGAAAACAAACGAGCAAACCUGGACCCUCUGUUCUCGACCGUUUACCUCCCAAGCUGUAACCUCACCAGCAGCUAGCCGAUCCCCUCACCACCCACCAUGUCCAAAGCAGUCACCGAAAGCGAUUCCUCCGCCAUGCUCGGCUUCAAGAAGCUCAGCAACCAAGUCUACGUGCAAGACGGCCCCCAACCCAGCCCAACCAACCCAACCAACCCCUCGGACCCCAGCACGGUAAUAAUCUACGGCUGGGGCGACGCCCGACCACGGCACGUAUCCAAGUACAUCGCCGGCUACCGGGCGCUGUUCCCGCACGCCCAGAUCGUGCUCAUCUUCUCGCCCAUCCUCAAGGCCCUCUCGCAGAGCCUCGAGGCGCGCACGCAGAACAUGGUCCCCGUGCUCGAGGCCGUCUACCCUUCGGUGCUCGCUCCCCACGCGUCCGACGCCAGCAAAGCGGACGGGCGGGUGCUGCUGCACGUCAUGUCCAACGCGGGGGGCAUCAACUGCGCGGCAACCAUGAACGCAUUCUCCGAACGGACCGGCGGGGCUGCGGUGAUGCCGCACGGGCUGAUGGUGUGCGACUCGACGCCCGGCAGCACGGAUUUCGGGCGCAACGUCGGGCCGUGGUCGCGGGCGCUGACGGUCGGGAUGGCGCGGUGGUUCCCGUGGCCGGCGCGGGUGACGCAGGGGCUGGCGGCGGUGUUGCUGGCGUUUCUGUACGGCGCCGGCUGGGUGCUCGGGGCGACCAGCGCGGGCGAGUACAGCAAGCUGGCCGUCAAUGAUGCGCGGCUGUCGGAUACGAGCGCGAAGCGGCUGUAUUUGUAUUCUAAGGAGGACGAGAUCAUUCGUUGGGAUGAUAUUGAGCUGCACGCGGCCGACGCCCGCCAGAAGGGGUGGAGCGUGACGGCCGAGAUGUUUGAGGGCACGUCCCAUGUCGGCCACAUGCGCGCCCAUGCCGAGCAGUACUGGGCGGCUAUUGCUGCUGCGUGGAAGGAGGCGGUAGCGGGAGCAGAUGGGAGGAAUGGGGGACCUGGCAACGGGGGCUCAAAAUUAUGAGCCUGCUCGAGGGGUAUCUAUCGAUUAGUAACUGGAAUAUUCAGUCCUAAAACCUUGUUACCGCCUGCUACUCUGAAAGGAAGCUGGGCACCCGAAAUUUCCGUUUUCG
Messenger RNA from Chaetomium fimeti, 1537 nucleotides. RefSeq lists its product as uncharacterized. Lineage: Eukaryota; Fungi; Ascomycota; Sordariomycetes; Sordariales; Chaetomiaceae. The transcript has a single exon. The record is from RefSeq and is a predicted model, not a curated record. Bases 475 to 1428 code for a protein of 317 amino acids.